AGGCUGGGUCCUCCGAACGAUGCAGCCCCUGAAUUGAGACACAGCUUCUGAGUGAAUGGUGGCCUCGGCUGUGUUUGGGUUUACUUCCUUUGACGGUAAACGUUGCAUGACGAAAACCAACCAUCUCCAGCCACUGUAACGUACAGCGACGAGUUCCGUGUCAAAUCAUGUGACCCACGUUUGACCACGCCCACUUGUACAUUUAAAGUGACACCAGCAAUACCACACUGAAAAUCCACUGCUAGUAGUCGUUAUGCGAUGUUUUUGGAUUAAUAUUACUGCUGCAUUGAUGUGCAUGUGGCAUUUUACUGCUGCAGAUUAUGGUUGUGGUAAUUCUAACUACUUACUAUACUGUUGGGUAGUUUAAUCUACAGCAACGCAUCAUAUUAAAUAAAAUCACUUUGUAGCGUCGCUGUCCUGUGAGAAGCCCCGUGUCUUUGAACAUUUUGUGGCGAUGCAUUUCUGAGAUAAUCCAGUGUGUUUCUAAUAGUUUAUUUAUUUUAAGAAUUGGGAGAUUUUUUUCAACCUGCAAAAGAACACUUCGUCCGAAAUUUCUGAAUUACCAAAUUUAAAGAUACGUGGAUUUCACUGGACAGGAAGGUACCAACUAACAAUUGCUAUUUGAAAAGUAUUUGUACGAUGUCUGACAAAUGUAACAGUGUAAAAAGUUCAAUAUCUGCCUCUGAUACAGUUGUAUACAAUGUAAAUUCGCAAGUACCUCGAGCUAGUAUUGGAAUUGUCGUUAUCACUGUUUAAAAGCUAUAAUCUGUAACAAUGCCAGUGCAAUUUAAUAAAUGGCUCCGAUAGCAGCACAGAAGCUGGACCUGCAGUUCAACUGGAGACAUCCAUUCAUUAAAGAGCGUCUGCAGUCCGCGUAUUUACUGCUCACACGGGCCAAUUUGUGCAUAAAUCAUUCCGCGGCAACCAUCGCCCCAAUUACAGCGGACAGAGUGAGAGGAUCAGCUGUUUCCAGUUAUCAUCAAUCAUACUAGUGAUGUGGAUCAAAUGAGAGACCAGCGGACCGAGAAGAGGAAGGCUAUUUCACCUUGGACACAUUGAGCGUCUCUCCUCGGUCUAUAAUCAGUUUAGAAUUCCGUCAAUUACCACAGACACACAAUACGAAACCCGGAAGUGCUGAGGGUUUUGGCGUCAAAACAAAAGCAUAACAAAUUGCUACAUUGGUGAUAAUGACCUGCUUUAAUAUGAUUGACACAACAGAAAAUGUAUCGAAUCCAAAGAAUGGAAAUAAAGUGAGAUUUCUUUUUUAACUAAGCUACUUCAAAGCUGCGUGUAAAUCUGUUGAUUGAGUCUUUAAAUAAGGCACCAGACAUCGAAACUCUUACGAGACCUCGACGGCUCUUAUUUUGAAAGUCCCCCUCAGGAAGCCCUUGUCUUGUGGUUUAUACAGCUCUAUGUCUAUAAAUUCAUCUCAGUGACAUCAGCAGGGUGAAAGGUUUGGCCAGACUCCUCCAGGAUAAAAGCAUGAGGUGCAGCGCGCAGACCGACGUGGAGGUUCUCGUGUCUUCCUCCUGCGGGGUCUCCGUGCAGCUGAACCGCUAGACCGCUUAUCUCGCAGCCCGAGGAACAACGCAGGACCCCGGACCAACAGGGGGAGAAAAGGCUGAGGAAGGAAGGGAGAGGGAGGCAGAGCGAAAUCAAGCGCAGCUUCCUUGCGGUAUGUUGGGCAACAGAAAGAAAGCGGCCCCGGCGGUGAAGAACGGAGCCGGGACGUCCGAAUCAAAGGCCAUUGAUCCUCUGAGGAGUCUGGGAGUGCAGGAGGAUGAAGAUGUGAAGCGGAUGUUGCAGGGUUCCAGUAUGGUAAAGGUCCGCUCGCCUCGCUGGCAGAAGCGACGAACUCUGAAGCUGCUGGGAGACGGCGUCACUGUCUGGUGCCAGUCCCACAAAACCUCCAGCUGGGCCAAGGACCAGCAAUCCUUCUCCGUCAUGGAGGUCGAGUGCGUGCGCGAGGGUUGCCAGUCAGAGACGCUGCGGCAGAUGGUCGGCUCCGUCCCUGAGCAGCGGUGUUUGACGGUGGUCUUCAAAGGGCCCCGCAAGAGCCUGGAUCUCCUGUGCCAGAGCCAAGAGGAGGCUCAGCAUUGGGCCCGCGGCAUCCGAACCCUGCAGGGGAGGGUGGACAACAUGACUCAGAAGGAGAAACUCAACCACUGGAUUCAUUCUUAUCUGAGUCGGGCCGACCAGAACCACGAUGACAAGAUGAGCUACGACGAAGUCCAGACGCUGCUGCAGAUGAUCAAUAUUGACCUGAGUGACCAGUAUGCCCAUAGUCUCUUCCAGAAAUGUGACCAGUCAGCUGACGGUCGUCUGGACCACGGAGAGAUUGAGGUGUUCUGCAGGGAGUUGUUACGGAGACCAGACCUGGACACCGUGUUCAUUCGCUACUCCGCGAACGACUGUGUACUCUCCACUGUGGACCUGAGGGACUUCUUGAAGGACCAGGGGGAGGACGCUUCACUCAUCCACGCCCAAAGCCUCAUCCUCACCUAUGAACUCAAUGAGUGGGCCCAGAAGAACCAGUUCAUGACCCCCAAUGGUUUCACCAUGUACAUGCUGUCUAAGGAGAACUGUGCGUUUAACCCGGAACAUGCCAGGGUUCACCAAGACAUGAAACGCCCACUGGCGCACUACUUCAUCUCGUCCUCCCACAACACCUACCUCACUAAGGACCAGCUGACUGGGGACAGCAGCACGGAGCCAUACAUCCGAGCCUUGAAACAUGGCUGCCGCUGUGUGGAGCUGGACUGUUGGGAUGGAGAUAAAGGAGAGCCAGUCCUCUAUCACGGACACACACUCACCUCCAAAGUACCCUUUGUCAAAGUCAUUGAGACUAUCAACGACUAUGCUUUUAAAGCGUCUCCCUACCCUCUGAUCCUGUCCCUGGAGAACCACUGCUCCGUGGAGCAGCAGACGGUGAUGGCCCGACACCUGCGAUCCAUCCUGGGAGACAAGCUGCUCACCCAGCCCCUCGACAGAUUGGAUCCUCAAAACCUUCCUUCUCCAGAGGAUCUUAAGGGUAAAAUCCUGGUGAAGGGGAAGAAGGAACACGUGGUUGAGGAACGUUCUUCCAGCUCUUCAGACCUCAGCUCCUCGGACGAGGAGUCCAGCCGCGCCGAAGGCAAACCCGGCCAAAAGACAGAGGACAAGAAGCCAGGUGUGUCUAAGCUGAGUCCAGAGCUGUCAGAGCUGGUGGUGUACACCCGCAGUGUUCCCUUUAAAAGCUUUGAGCAAGCAGCCAAAAGCCCUGCAACUAACAUGUCGUCUUUUUCCGAAAGUGAAGCGCUCAGGCACGCGAAGGACUCAGGGAUGUAUUUUGUCCGUCACAACAGCCACCAGCUGAGCAGGAUUUACCCGUCAGGCCAGCGCCUCCAGUCCUCCAACUACAACCCUCAGGAGAUGUGGAACGCAGGCUGUCAAAUUGUUGCUUUAAAUUAUCAGACACCUGGUGAGCAGAUGGACCUCAACGAAGGCAAGUUCCUGCAGAACAAUCACUGUGGGUACACGUUGAAACCUCCCUUCAUGUGCCAGCCCGACAGCACCUUCAACCCGGAGAAUGUUGGUGGAGGUUCUGGCCACAGACCUGUUCUGCUCACUGUUCGGGUCAUUUCAGCUCAGCAGUUGCCGAAACCAGAAUGGGACAAACCCAGCUCAAUUGUGGACCCUCAGGUGUGGGUGGAGGUACAUGGUGUUCCCAUAGACAACAACAAGAAGAAAACUCAUCAUGUCGACAACAAUGGCUUUAACCCACGAUGGGACUGUACCUUCAACUUUACCGUCCAUGUCCCUGACCUGGCACUGGUUCGCUUCAUGGUGGAGGACCAUGACUAUACCUCAAGCAAUGACUUCCUAGGGCAAUUCACCCUGCCUUUUACGAGUCUCCGCACAGGUUACCGUCACGUCCGACUGCUCAAGCUGGAUGGCUCCAGCCUCUCGCCCUCCUCACUCUUCGUCCAUCUUAAGGUCACACAAUGUCAGAGCAGGCCCUCAAAAUCAUCAGCUAAGUCACCGGCCAAGUCUUCAGCCAAGAAACCCUAAGCCCAUCUCUACCACAUACAGUAGCAAUAUGAAGAGUGGAAGCUGCCAUGGGCUGGUCCCCAGACAUAUCUGCCCUGAUCCAGGCAACAACAAAAAAAAGAUCCGGGCCCAAAUUGAUCAAAUUAAUGAUGAUAACCUUGUUUUACAAAUGUUGCAGCUAUAUCCAUAACUUGUCUACAUUUUAUGGAACGAGAGGAUAGUGUCGUGUCUCCUUAAUCCCCCAUUUAUUGAAGGUUUUGCUUUUCAGAGCACAGACUCGAGAACUUACCGACAACUCAUUGAACCAGCCUACAGAAGUCUAUUGAUCUAUGAGACCGUGACCAAAGUUUGGUGUUAGAUUUUGUCUUGACAUUUUAAACAUACUAUUUCUUGCUACCCUCUCAAACAUGCUAAGUCUCCAGCCUUCUGAAGUAAUGACUUAUUUUUAUUAACUGUAAUCAUCUUAUUGUAGUAUAUUUUAUCUGAUGUUAUUUUUUACCUGUCAGUCAUGUGUAGGUUUUUUGCCAGUGUAUUGUCCUGUCAACAAUGCAACUACUAAAAAGUAUCCAUCUGUCGCAGCUGAUGAAGAAAAUGUCAGGGGAAACACAAAAAGUGAAUUUCAAACUAAAGACCCUGUAACUUUGGAAGGUUAUAUUUAUACAGCUAAAGCCUCAUAUUAGCUUUAGCCUUUUUACAGUGGAGUCACAUUAAAAAGGAUCUAUUCACAGCCACUAUGAAAAGGAUUAAUAAUGACAGGAUUAAUAUUUACAACAACCAGUAACUCAUAGUAGUACUGUAUAUUGUAAUUUCAAGGUUUACUUCCAAGCUCAUUGUGGAGCUUAUGAUCACAUAAUACUCGUAACCAGCAAAUUAGUAACCAGGUUACUCAGAGAAACCAGGUUACACAGGUAAUCUGAGAACAUGUUUACAGGCACUCUAAUAAUGGAUACUGGAAAUCUGUGUAUACAAGCAGCAGGACCGUAUCCUAAUACAGUUCUCAGUGUUAAUCUGCAGGCUGUUUUCAUUCUGUUUUCACUCUUCGUAGCUAUACUAUACCAGCUAUGUAGUUGUUUUAACCCAGACGUUGACUUAUUUAUCACAUAACUUUUGUUCUUAAGUUCUGUAGUUAUUUUAACACAAUUGUUGAUUUAUUUGUCACGGAAGUUUCGUAAUUAAGUACUUAUGUUGACCUAAACCACAAUCUUUUCCUAAACCUAACCAAGUAGUUUUGUUGCCUAAACACGGCAGGGGCACGAAAAAUGACCAACUCCCUUUUCGGAAAAUAUCAAACAAAUGGUUGUAUGAGGAUACAUUGAAGUUUGAUACUCAAAAGUGGCAACUUUCCCAAUACUAUACAGCAAAAGCCAUAUGGAAAAUAACGAUGGAUUUUUGAAGAUGAUACUGUAGAUGAUGAAGAAACUUUUCUGCCCGUCUGACAUGCGCUGUACAACUGAAGGGGCCUUUGGCAGUUAAAUUCCAUCCUAGUACUUUAAUAAUGUAGCUCAGUGUGUUAUAUAAAAUGUAAAAUAUGUUUUGAAGAGAUAACUUUUUUGUUAAAUGUUUGAUUCACAGUGACUGUAUUUUAGCUCGACACACUCAAUUUGUUCAUCCUUUCUAUCAGUGAAUGACCAAAAUAUAUUAUUAAGUAGCCAUCUAGAGUUUUUAUACUAUAAAUAGAAUUAGCUCUGUUAUGCAAUAGAUGAUGAUGCACUAGCUACAUUUGCUGCCUUAUUGUUAGCUUGUUAGACAAGGCGUACAUGCACGUGCUUCAUAGUAGCAAUUACUUUUCUUAGCUUUAUUUUACUUUGUCUUUAAUUUACUUAGAUACGUACUGUGCAGUGCAAGCCUGGCCACUGUGACUUAAAUGCUUUAUUAGUGUCAGUGUUUGAACAGAUUAUAAGACGUGUCUCUAUGUUAGACAUCACACUGUUAAGUCAUCUGCUGUAGUUUAUGUUAAAGAAAAAGUUUUACACAGCGUUGUUUUUAUUGAGGACGGACCGUUUGUUUUGUUGGAGCUGGUUUUAGAACAUUCAUUUUUUGUUGAUUUUCACAUGACAAGGAGAACUAUGAAUAUUUAUACUAGGAUAAUCUCAUGAAGAAUCUUAUGUUCAAGAAAAGGAUUUACACAGUGUUAUUUGUGUUUUGUUUUGUUGGAGCUGGUUUUAGAACAUUAUUUUUUGUUGAUUUACACAUGUCAAGAAGAACUAUGAAUAUUUAUACUAGGAUAAUCUCAUGAAGAAACUUAUGAAUUGCAGGAAUUUUUGGCAACACUUUCCAUGUCUAUGAUGCAUUAUAUACAUGGGCGUCAUAGAAAGUGUUACCGAAUCAGGACUGUGUGCUAGGGAGAUGAAGUGAGAUCAGUAUUAGUCUCCAAUCUUCUAAAUCUUUGGAAUAAUAGAAAAAACAACAACUUCAAAAUAUGUUUGGCAUCGUGAGAAGACUGUUAAUUUUUGUCCGAUUCGAUUUGACGAAGCAGAUUAUCAGACAGCUCUUGUAGAAUUGGGCCAAUAUUUAACCAUCUCAGACAAAUCCCAGCCCUGUGUCUGAUGACACUGCACUUUCUCACAUGUAUCAGGAGCUGUAAGUGUAAGAACUACCUACAUGGUUAAACACCAAAGGUGUGUUUUUUUAACUGUAGCAAGUCAUGAUAACAAAAACUGUAACUGUACAAAUCCAAAGCAUUGAAAUCAUUGUUUAUUGAUUAUAUUUGAAGUAUUAUACUGUUUGCUUUUGUCAUAAACCAGCUGUCAAUCUGAUGUUAUUUAUUGAAACAAGUAAUAUACACGAUGAUAGAAUACAAAUGGAAUUAAAAACACUCUGAAAAUAGUUGAACAAAGUGAAGAAUCUGCCAGAUAGUAUUCGAGUAAUGUUCUUAACCAAACUGUUAACGAACACUUCCAAAUGAUGUUUUUUUUUUUAUUACGGUGAAAAAAAAUAAAAGUAUAAAUUCAGUAUUAUAUUGCCGUUGCUUGUAUUUUUCAUUCAAAUCUCAAUCAUGAAGCAUGUUUCCUGGAAUCCAGUUUAAAGGGGAACACCCCCUAAAUCUCCGAGGAAGGUUCUAUCAGUAUUUGUGAACAUGAGCUACUCUCUCUCAAAGCCGGACACCAGAGAAGGAAGCAUCAAAACAUGUGAAGUCAUCAGGUAUAAUGUACAAAAUCAAUCUAUACAUGUGUACUAUUGUUACAUACUUUUCUGUAACCAUGGUAACCUGUGCCAACCCCAUGUGACCAAACAAUGAUUUGUGGGAAUCAUAAAGUCUGAACUAAUUCCAAAAAAUAUAUAUGACGGCCAGAAAA
Molecule: messenger RNA, 7325 nt
Organism: Anarrhichthys ocellatus (wolf-eel)
Lineage: Eukaryota; Metazoa; Chordata; Actinopteri; Perciformes; Anarhichadidae
Product: 1-phosphatidylinositol 4,5-bisphosphate phosphodiesterase delta-3-A-like
Exons: 16
Coding region: 1678-4050 (790 amino acids)
Biological process (GO): lipid metabolic process; intracellular signal transduction
Cellular component (GO): plasma membrane
Molecular function (GO): calcium ion binding; phosphatidylinositol-4,5-bisphosphate phospholipase C activity
Source: RefSeq, a predicted model, not a curated record